UCGCGGGAAACGAAGUGAGGCAGCCGGAGGACGGGCUGCGCGUGGCAAUGCUUUUCUUUUCCUUCGAAUUCGAAUCUCUCUGUGUCUAGGAUCGCACCCAAAUGUAAACGCACUCGAGCAGCUGCAGAACACACACCACACUCUUACACCCAACAACAUUAUGGAAUUCAUCAAGCAAUUAUGUGAUUUAUAAGCGAAUACUUAACAACUAGCAAACAAUAAUUGAUGAACUCGAACGAAACUAUUUAGAUGCUAAGCAUUCGAGUGGCGCAAAUCAAAGGAAACACUGCAACCCAAAUUCAACUCUAAUUGCAAUUAUUUUUAGCUCCUAAGAAGGCAAACUAAACUAAGUUUCUACGGAACAAUAUGAUUAGCGGAGGCAGGAAUAAUUUACGAUUUAUAUACGAUGUGUUUUACCCCGGCGUAAAUAAGUAUUUUUCACCUCUAGAUGAGCAUUGUACAUAUACGAACAGAAAUUAACUAUUUGUUAAACGAGUGCUGAAUUUUAGGCAAAUUAAAAGUAAUUAUUGUAAAUUAAUUAGUGGGUAGAACGAGCUACGAAGACUGCGAGCUGGGAGGAUAGGGUUACACAUGAUUUGAUUUUCAGUUAACAUCAGCAUUAUUUUUUGUUUUUAGUCACUAUCAACUAAGAAAUAGAUUUCUUAGAAAAGGGCUAGACUAUUUCUGAAGUGUUUGCGGUCUACUGGUAGCUGUUUUCCCGAGAAACAUUAUUCAUUUCAAACAUCCAGCCAGCUCGACCCUGUCCAGGCCUUAAAUCAAGCCAUAAACCUCGGUCAUAAAUGACACAAUUCGUUGCUAUAUGGACUUCUGUACGUAGACACCAAUUUCGGGCAUUUACCGCCAGUCUAGUGGGGUUGAUUCACCGGAAGAUUGGUUAUCACGCCGGAUAAGAAGUGGGACUCUAGAUAUUGGGACCGCCUUCGAUUAGAGCUGGUUAGUACAUUCUAGCAGCUCAAUCGAAAUGGACGGUCACAACUGGCUUCACUUCAGCCACGGAGCAAUCCCCCAGGAAGCCGUGGUGGCUGGCCACGACUCCGACGGCGACACCAUCUUCAUCGGCCGCGCCUUCUACUGCAACGACAUGCUGCCGGCCAAGAUCAUCCCCAACAAGGGCAAGGCCUACGUGGCCUACGCCAACCAGGAGGUGGAGCUGGAGAACUACGAGGUGCUGAGCGGCUCCAACUACGAGUGGCUGCCGGCCGACAACGGAGAGGUGCCGCCCGGCGCCGUGAAGGUGGGCCAGAAUGUGGAUGGCGAGACCCUGUACGCCGGCAGGGGCUACCAUGCCGGCAGCCUGACCGUGGGCAAGGUGCACCCCUCGCACGGCUGCCUGUACAUCCCCUACGACUCCGAGGAGGUCAAGAUCUUCGCCUACGAGGUGCUGUCCCGUCGCAUGGAGGCCAGAUAGGUGCUCCACUUUCCGCUCCACUUAUUGCCUGUUAAUCACAAAUAAAUUCCACACCUUUUGUAGACGCC
This is a messenger RNA of Drosophila biarmipes, 1497 nucleotides long. RefSeq lists its product as uncharacterized. Lineage: Eukaryota; Metazoa; Arthropoda; Insecta; Diptera; Drosophilidae. The record is from RefSeq and is a predicted model, not a curated record. The coding region runs from base 983 to 1429 and encodes 148 amino acids. The transcript has 2 exons.